Messenger RNA from Anopheles darlingi, 1163 nucleotides. Its product is annotated as aldo-keto reductase family 1 member B1-like. The transcript is spliced from 3 exons. The coding region runs from base 70 to 1047 and encodes 325 amino acids. The record is from RefSeq and is a predicted model, not a curated record. Gene Ontology annotation, cellular component: cytosol. Gene Ontology annotation, molecular function: aldose reductase (NADPH) activity. Lineage: Eukaryota; Metazoa; Arthropoda; Insecta; Diptera; Culicidae.
UACAGAGUGCAGAGUGAUAGUGAAACGGUCAUCUUCUCCCCGGUCGCUAGGAAAAAGGCGAGCAUUUUCAUGGCAUCGAAUGUGCCGAAAGUGUUGUUCAAAAAUGGUACCUCGGUACCAAUGCUUGGUCUAGGUACGUGGAAUUCACCACCGGGCCAAGUAGCACAGGCCGUGAAGGAUGCGAUCGACGUCGGCUACCGGCACAUCGACUGUGCGCACGUCUACGAGAACGAGCACGAAGUAGGCGAAGGAAUUGCUGCCAAGAUCGCAGAGGGCUGCGUUAAGCGUGAGGAUCUGUUUGUGACGAGCAAACUGUGGAACACCUUCCACCGGCCGGAUCUGGUACAGGGGGCGCUACAGGUGACGCUGCGCAAUCUCAACCUCAAGUAUCUCGAUCUCUACCUCAUCCACUGGCCCGUUGCCUACCGGGAAGGUGGCGAACUGUUCCCCUGGCGCCCCGACGGCAAGCGGGUACACUUCUCGGACGUCGACUACGUCGACACAUGGCCCGCCAUGGAAGGUUUAGUAAAAACCGGGCUCGUACGGAGCAUCGGUUUGUCCAACUUUAACCGAAACCAGGUGGAACGUAUCCUAAACAUUGCCCGCAUCCCACCGGUCACCAACCAGAUCGAGUGCCAUCCCUAUCUGCACCAGGCGGACCUGACGGAGUACUGCCGGCAGCACGACGUCACCAUAACGGCCUACAGUCCACUCGGUUCUCCGGCACGUCCGUGGGUUAAGGAUAACGAUCCGGUUCUGAUGGAUGAUCCCGUGGUGCAGUCCGUCGCGAAGAGACACUCCAAAUCGGCCGCCCAAGUUCUGAUCCGCUACCAGAUACAACUCGGUCACAUCGUCAUCCCAAAGUCGAUCACCAAGGAGCGUAUCGUCGCCAAUCUGGACGUGUUCGGUGGGGGGUUUGAACUGAGGGCCGCCGAUAUGCAGCUGCUCCGUGAUCUCGAGCGAACGGGUCGCAUCUGUCCGGAUUCGUUCAGCUUCGGUCAUCCGCACCAUCCGUUUGAGGCCGAGUUCCGGAAGAAGAAACGAUGAGCACCGUCGUCGUAGCUGGUCAAUCACAAUUUGUUAGCAAGCGUGUCAGCGUGGUUCAGUGUAAUAAAUAGUGGUAAAACGCCGCCAGGCGUCCGGUCUGGUCUGGUGUCCACGGU